Messenger RNA from Lampris incognitus (smalleye Pacific opah), 378 nucleotides. It is a transcript of the gene pvalb6, whose product is annotated as parvalbumin 6. Gene Ontology annotation, cellular component: cytoplasm; nucleus. The record is from RefSeq and is a predicted model, not a curated record. The transcript is spliced from 5 exons. The coding region runs from base 49 to 378 and encodes 109 amino acids. Gene Ontology annotation, molecular function: calcium ion binding. NCBI's taxonomy places the organism in Eukaryota, Metazoa, Chordata, Actinopteri, Lampriformes, Lampridae.
AAUAUUUCAAGUCGCUUCAGCAGGACUUUGUGACCACUGUACUCCGCGAUGGCAAUGACCAGCAUCCUCAAGUCUGACGACAUCAAGAAAGCCCUAGACGCGUUCGCAGCUGCCGACUCUUUUGACCAUAAGAAGUUCUUCGAGAUGGUGGGCUUGAAGGCUAAGUCUACUGAGGAUGUGAAGAAGGCCUUCCUAGUGCUCGAUGCCGACAACAGUGGCUUCAUAGAGGAAGAGGAGCUCAAAUUCGUGCUGAAGGGGUUUGCCACAAAUGGCAGGGACCUGACAGACAAAGAAACCAAAAGCUUUUUAAAAGCAGCCGAUAAGGAUGGAGACGGCAAGAUUGGAGUCGAAGAGUUUACCACCUUGGUGAAAGAGUAA